Molecule: messenger RNA, 1941 nt
Organism: Aedes albopictus (Asian tiger mosquito)
Lineage: Eukaryota; Metazoa; Arthropoda; Insecta; Diptera; Culicidae
Exons: 2
Coding region: 1-1941 (646 amino acids)
Biological process (GO): telomere maintenance; DNA repair
Molecular function (GO): DNA helicase activity
Source: RefSeq, a predicted model, not a curated record
AUGGAGCCCAACAACGACGAUAUUGAACAUUUGCCCACAGGAGCACUGAAUGCUGUCAUCAGGCAACGUACUAAUGUCAUGUCGAAAGAAGAUUACUGUGCAAUGGUGCGGACAACCAAUUCUGAGCAGCGCGACCUCAUCCUGCAAAUGAUCCACAGUUUGCACAGUUACGAUGAAAGUAGCAAGCCGAUGCAGAUUUUCUUUACUGGACCUGCUGGGUGCGGUAAAACAUUCACUCUGCGCAUUUUAAUGGAGACGAUAAAUCGCUACAGUCAAGCCCACAACGCGCAGAAGAACGCCUAUGUGGCGUGUGCUUCCACCGGAAAAGCAGCCGUUGCUAUAGGAGGAACAACCGUUCAUUCAGCGUUUCGGAUCACUAUGUCAAGGCGAGCCAAUUCGAAACUCAGCUUUGAGAUGCUGCAGUUGUACCGCAAUGCUUUUGCAAACAUUAAGGCGGUCAUAAUCGAUGAAGUUAGUAUGAUUGGUGCGGAUAUUCUCAACACCAUUCAUGCGCGUCUUCAGGACAUUAGUGGCAAUUAUGAUGAUCCAUUUGGCGGAAUUAACAUCGUAUUCUGUGGAGACUUGCGACAAUUGCCACCCGUCAAUGCAAGGCCUGUUUACAAGCCUACAGGUAAUUCCUUUCACGGUGCUGUUCUUUGGCAAGCAUUGGAUUUCUUACCGCUUGUUAAGGUGAUGCGGCAGACAGAUGUAGAGUUCUCCAGUAUACUCACUAAGAUUGGUAAUGGCCAGCAAAUGACUGCUGAGGAGACCAAACUGAUUGAAAGUCGGUUCCGUACUGUAGAGUGGUGUAAACAAAACGCACCAGGAGCAAUAAGGCUUUAUCAUCGGAAUGCGGAUGUUGAAGCAUACAACAACGAAGUACUGCAUAAUCAGGAUGCUCUGGACUGUAUAGCGGAUGACGUUUUCGCGGGAUACAAGGACGCUGGUCAACUGGCAAGCUCUCGCAUCAAGCUCUACAAGAUGAGCGUCGUGGAAACCGGUGGGUUACCGUAUUUGCUACGCCUUUCCGUUGGUAUGCCAUACAUGAUUACAACCAACGUCGAUGUAGAAGAUGGCGUAGUGAAUGGUGCAAUAGGUGAGCUGAAAUAUAUUGAAAAGGAUGAAGACGGCUCAGUUGUGAAACUAUGGUUCAAGUACGACAACGAGACGAUAGGUGCUGCGUUGAGGAUCAAAUCGCGACCAGCUGUCUAUUCAAGGCCAGGAAUUCUGCAACCCGAUUGGACUCCUAUUGCAAAACGUUCAGGUAACAUAAAGCUAAGCGGCAUCAUUAAAUGCAAACGCAUACAGUUUCCGGUGGUUAGUGCCUGUGCGUUAACAGUUCAUAAGUCGCAAGGUGGCACUUUCUCCGAGGUCGUGUAUGAUUAUGACAAGACUCAAGAUCAGCAAUUGGUGUACGUUGGCUUGUCACGUGUUACGAUGCUUCAAGGCCUUUACUUGACGAACUCCACAAACUCGUUUAAAUUUCAUCAUGCUAAGGGUAGCAACUCACCAAAGAUGGUGGAUUUAAGGAACGAGUUGUUGCGUUUGGGUAAUCACCGACUGCGUACACUAGGAGAUGAACUGAGUGAAGUAGUUGAAAACAGCGGCUCUGCAUGCACAUUGAUGAGCCUCAAUGUACAGAGUUUGAACGCUCACGCGCAGGACAUAGCGACUGAUCGAAUCCUUUCAAGCGUAGAAUUUCUCGCUCUGAAUGAAACCUGGAUGGAUGCUACCUCUCCAAUAGAGAUUGAUGGAUAUAAGCGCAUCACCCAGUGCAAGCGAAUGGGUAUGAGAGCGGCUGGAGUCGCGAUCUAUCAGAAGGAAACGGCAUCAACCCUGGCUGUUCCGCAUCCCAUCAAGCAACUCGGUGAGGAUCGAGACGAGACGUUUGCCGAAGUGAUCAACUAUGGAGACAUAUGUGCAGCAAAGGAACAACCAUAA